Messenger RNA from Nymphalis io (European peacock), 1884 nucleotides. It is a transcript of the gene DNApol-alpha73, whose product is annotated as DNA polymerase alpha subunit B. The transcript has 12 exons. NCBI's taxonomy places the organism in Eukaryota, Metazoa, Arthropoda, Insecta, Lepidoptera, Nymphalidae. Gene Ontology annotation, molecular function: DNA binding. Gene Ontology annotation, cellular component: alpha DNA polymerase:primase complex. Bases 72 to 1823 code for a protein of 583 amino acids. The record is from RefSeq and is a predicted model, not a curated record. Gene Ontology annotation, biological process: DNA replication; DNA replication initiation.
CAUACUUUUUGAUUGGCGCUCUUUUACUUCGUGCUUCCUUCAUUCGCUCCGCUCUUUCAAUUUUACAGAAAAUGGCUACCGAAGAAUUGGUGACUGAGCAGUUUCAAUUUUUAGGUAUAGAAGUAUCGAAAGAAGUUUUGACCAAAUGUGUAAGUCUGUGUACAGAAUAUAAUGUAGACGCUGAAAGUUUUAUUGAACAAUGGAUGGCAUUUAGUUUAACUACAUUAAACGGCGCGUCUCCAACUUUAGAGAACUUAGAAUUACUCGCAAAAAGGGAAUUUUCCAAACGUUCGGCAAGUCGGCCUAACGCUCUUGUUAAUGAAGUUACACAUUCAAGUACCGGCACAAGUUUGACUGUUUACGGCGCACCCGCAACUAUUCCAUCAGAAAAUGAAGUCCUGUCAAAUUAUAUGAGUACCACCCCAAAGAGAAUUAAAACAGAGAAAGUAGAACAAGCAAAAAGUCACAAUGAAUUGCAUCCCGCUACAUACUCACCAAAUGUUGAUAAUUCGGGAAAAUACACCUCGCGAACGAAUCAAGGAUCUGUUGUACACUCAUAUGGCGAAGAAAAAUUAUUAUCAGCAAUAGCCUCGUCGACCGGAGUUAAUGACUUGUUGGAAUUGAAUAUAUCACAAGUGCCCAAUGAUGAUGGAGACUUGUACACUAAAGCAAUGUUCGGCUUCGAAUUGCUCCAUGAAAAAGCUAGUGCGUUCGAUAAUCACAUCAGAUAUUUGUCUCAGUGUAUAAUGAAGAAGAAUGGUUUUACAGAAUCAUCUUCAGUGAGACACAAAACUCAAACAGAAGUCUUAGUAGCAGGCCGCAUUGAGUGUGACGCAGAUGCGAGACUCAACUCUAAAAGUGUUGUUCUACAAGGAACAUGGGAGGAUUCUCUCAGUCAGGCCGUAUCCGUUGAUUUAGAUGGGGUAAAGCAGUACUCGCUCUUUCCUGGACAAGUGGUAGUGAUGCGCGGCGUUAACCCGCGGGGGAACAAGUUUAUAGCGCAGGAAGUGUUCCAUGAUGCAUCUCGACCAGUGUCCGAUCCCAAGGCUGAUAUGAUGAACGCUUUAAAAGGUACAAUGUCAAUGGUGGUAGCAACGGGUCCAUAUACAACUUCCAACAACAUGGCUUAUGAGCCACUAAAAGACUUUAUAACAUACAUCGGCACGCACAAACCCCACGUUGUAAUAAUGAUCGGACCAUUUAUGGAUAGCGAACACGCUAAAAUAAAAGAUCACUCCAUGGCCGAAACUUACAAAUCAUUUUUUGAUAAAUUGAUUGAUAGUAUAGCAGAAAUUGGUGCAGUGAGUCCCUUCACAAAGAUAUACAUCGUAUCGAGUUCGAAGGACGCAUUCAACGUGAACAUCUACCCCACACCAGCAUACAGCAGCCGUCGAAAGCACUCCAACAUACAUUUUCUACCAGACCCGAGCACACUAAAUAUUAACGGUAUUAUUGUUGGUAUAACCAGCAUUGAUAUCCUCAUGCACAUCAGUCAAGAGGAAAUUUCCUUAGGUAUGGGCGGCGACAAGUUGGCGCGCCUGGCGGGUCACGUGUGCGCGCAGCAGAGCUACUGCCCGCUGUGUCCGGCGCCGCUGGCGGCCGAAGCGGCGCUGUGGGCGGCGCACGCGCAGCUGCCCGCCGCGCCGCACGUGCUGCUGUUACCCUCUAACUUCAGAUACUUUGUUAAGGAAGUGAAUGGCUGCGUUGUUGUGAAUCCAGAACGCUUGGCAAAGGGCGUCGGAGGAGGUACCUUCGCUCGCUUACUCAUUACACCAGAUAUAAACCCUCCUGGUGGUGUCGCGGCGCAGAUUGUCAGGAUUUAAAUUAGUAAUAACUGUACAAAAUAAAUAGGAAUCUAAAUAAUAAAACAGACUUUUACAAUAA